Molecule: messenger RNA, 2331 nt
Organism: Tripterygium wilfordii
Lineage: Eukaryota; Viridiplantae; Streptophyta; Magnoliopsida; Celastrales; Celastraceae
Product: patellin-3-like
Exons: 4
Coding region: 173-1978 (601 amino acids)
Molecular function (GO): lipid binding
Source: RefSeq, a predicted model, not a curated record
AGCCAUAUCUUCUAUUUUUAAGCCCCUUCAUCUUCUCUGAUCUUCCAUCUCUCUAUACCAAACACAAUCAACACUUCAACAGCCACACUUUCUCUCUCUAAGACACCCCUCCCUCUCUCUCUCUCUCUGAUUAUCGUCUAUUACCAGUCUAGGAAGCCAACGCAGCGAAGUGAUGGCAGAGGAGACUCAGACUCCGGCAGCAGCACCAGCGACUUCUGAAGUAGUGCCACCGACGGAGGAGGUGGUGGUGGUGGAGAAAGAGCAGCCGCCUGUUCCGGAGCCGGAACCCGAGGCACCAGAAAAGCCGGCGCCGGAGAAGCCCGCUGUAGAAGAAGCUGUGGCAGAGGCCGAGAAGGAAAAAGCUGCUGAAGGAGAUCAGAAGAUCACGCAAUCGAUCUCUUUCAAGGAAGAGAGUAACGUUGCUGGCGAACUUCCUGAUCCUCAAAAGAAGGCUCUGGAAGAGCUGAAACAACUCAUUCAAGAUGCUUUGAAUAAGCACGAGUUCACUGCACCACCGCCGCCUCCUCCUACCAAGGAGGAAGAGAAGCCGGCUGAGCCAGGGAAGGCUGAGGAGAAGCCAACCGAGCAGGCGAAGACUGAGGAGAAGCCCGCUGAGCCGGAAAAGGCAGAGGAGAAGCCGGCAGAGCCUUCAGAGAAGAUUGAAAAGACGCCGACUGAGCCAGAGAAGGCCGAGGAGAAAAAGACAGAGGAGAAGGUUGAAGUGAAAGAAGAGGAGAAGGCUGAACCAGCCUCGGCGGUUGUUGCUGAGGUUGUGGUGAAGUCGACUGUUGUGGACGAGGAUGGAGCCAAGACGGUGGAGGCAAUUGAAGAGACAGUUGUCUCAGUUGCGGCUCCUUCAGUCGCCGCGGAGCCAGAGACUUCAGCCCCGGCUAAAGAAGUCGAGCCGGCAGCGGAGGAGCCGAAAGAACCUGAAAUUCCUCCAACCCCAGAGGAGGUUUUCAUAUGGGGAAUACCACUUCUUCAGGACGAGAGGAGCGAUGUGAUACUCUUGAAAUUCCUGAGAGCCAGGGAUUUCAAGGUGAAAGAUGCAUUCUCCAUGAUCAAGAACACAGUUCGCUGGAGAAAGGAGUUUGGAAUCGAGGCUCUUCUCGAGGAAGAUCUCGGAAAUGCAUUGGAUAAGGUUGUUUUCACGCAGGGGUUCGAUAAGGAAGGCCAUCCAGUCUGCUACAACGUUUAUGGUGCUUUUGAGGACAAGGAGCUGUACCAGAAUUCCUUCUCUGAUGAAGAGAAGCGCGUUAAGUUCCUCAGAUGGAGGAUUCAGUUCUUGGAGAAGAGUAUCAGGAAACUUGAUUUCAGUCCUAGUGGAAUCAAUACUAUUGUUCAAGUUAAUGAUCUCAAAGUCUUUCCUGGAUUUUUCAAAAGAGAUCUCAGGAACGCUACAAACCAGGCCUUGAGUUUGCUUCAAGAUAACUAUCCUGAGUUCGUAGCCAAACAGGUUUUCAUCAAUGUUCCAUGGUGGUACCUUGCCUUCAAUAGGAUGAUCAGCCCCUUCUUGACACAGAGGACCAAGAGCAAGUUUGUGUUUGCAGGACCAUCCAAAUCUGCUGAAACCCUUUUCAAGUACAUAGUUCCUGAACAAGUACCAGUUCAAUUUGGUGGACUUAGCAGGGAAGGUGAGCAGGAAUUCACCACAUCUGACCCUCUGACAGAGGUCACAAUCAAGCCAACAUCCAAACAUACUGUCGAAUUCGCACUUACAGAGGCAAGCCAUCUUGCUUGGGAACUCCGAGUGAUUGGUUGGGAUGUGAGUUACGGAGCUGAAUUUGUGCCGAGUGCAGAGGACGGCUAUACAGUGAUUGUAUCAAAGACCAGGAAGAUCACCCCUACAGAUGAACCAGUCAUCUCUGACAGCUUCAAGACUGGUGACCCUGGCAAGGUUGUGAUCACCAUUGAUAACCAAACCUCCAAGAAGAAGAAGCUCCUUUACAGGUCCAAGACCAAAACUUCAUCCGAGUGAGCACACAUAGUCCUGGGUUCUUAGCUUCCAAUCGCCAUUGAAAUGCAAAAUAAGAAGGGGGGUUCUUUUGAUUCUGAAAACAGGGUUUCUUUCUUUUACCUAUUAUUUUGUCCAAAUUUAUUUUUGAUUUCACAGUUUGGGGAUUUUAUUUAUUAGAUUGGGGCUUACUUUGUUUUUUGUGAUGAACACAAUUGUUACUGAACUACUGGUAAAAUAGUCUUGUGGGAAGAAGAAGCAUGGAUGGAAAUGUUGACAUUAAACCUUGUUACUCUUGCCUGUAAAAUCUGUGUAAAAUAGUUGGGUGUUUCUUUGUCUUGAUCAUUGUUAUAUAUAAAUGUAUCAUUUUUUGUUCA